This is a messenger RNA of Xenia sp. Carnegie-2017, 3668 nucleotides long. RefSeq lists its product as uncharacterized. Gene Ontology annotation, biological process: DNA damage checkpoint signaling; DNA repair. The coding region runs from base 25 to 2316 and encodes 763 amino acids. The transcript is spliced from 11 exons. NCBI's taxonomy places the organism in Eukaryota, Metazoa, Cnidaria, Anthozoa, Malacalcyonacea, Xeniidae. The record is from RefSeq and is a predicted model, not a curated record.
UUUAUAUCAUCACUUCUGUUUAGAAUGGAAGAUUUUUUGGGUUUUGACGAUGACGAUAUCACCGACUCAAUGACGGCUGAAGAUUUACAACGUUUGGAGAUGGAUGCAUGGAGAAAAGUGACAUGUAAGUCUGAUGGAGCUGCCAUGUGUCCAGAACCAACUUAUGGUCUGACAGUAAACCAAUGGGAUUCAAACGAUUUAAUGAAUGAUGCUUCGCAAAUUACGAAUGUUGAAAAUCGCUUGCAUGUCUUGAACAUUAAAAUAGAGGAGCUUGAAAGAAAUGCGCGUUUGAAAGAUGGACAGUUGGCCCUUAUCCGUCAGAAAUUAGAAACUCGUCAACGAGAAGUAAGAGAUAAAGACAACAUCAUUUGCAACAUGAGAUUAAAGUACGAAGAGGAAAAAUCCCAACGAGAUGGUCAGUUGAUGCAAGAAAUUAAGGCUUUAAAAACCCAACUUUCUUUCCAAAAACAUGAACUCAUGAAGUUAGAGACUCAAAACAAAAAUCAAAAAAUAUUUAGCACUCAUGAUUCUUUCUCCGCAUCUCAGAGACAGUCAAGAGGCUCUUUGAAACGCAAAGCAAAUAGUUUGAGUUCUGGAUUUGAUGCCAUUGAUUCUUUUGUUGGUUCUCAAAAGACCAAUUGUGCAAUGUCCAUCGAUAAAGUACCAAAACUUGAGAAGUCUGAUGUGACAUCUAAGUUUUUGGAUGUCUUAAAUUCAGAGAUAUCAGUCAGAGGAAAAGGCAGACUUAAUAAGUCUAGGAAUAUGGUUAAAGAGGAGGAAAAUUUUAAUUGUUCAAAAGAUUUGUGGGUUGAAAAUAGGGCUAGUAAAAUUUAUAAGCAGUUUGAUAAACAAGUUUAUCUUGUUAAGAAACUCCUUGCCCAAUGGACAGACAAUUGCUACAACAAUGGUUUUGAGGUGUUUAGUUUGUUGACAUUGUUGAAACAUCCUAUGAAAUAUCUUGAUGAAGUAUUAGAUUCACAUUGUGUUGAUGUUACAACAGAACUUUCACAGUUUUCUAUGAGACAAACACAGACAAGUAAAUCUCAAGAAAGAGACAAGGAGCUUUAUUAUGAAUCUGGAAAGUUUGAUCUUGUCUCACAUGGCUUGUCUUUGUUGCUUGUUUUAAAUAACAAUCCAGACAGCAAUAUUGGUUUCAUUAAUAUCUUGGUGGUUUUAGAACUUUACCUUACUUCAUUUAUUUACUCAAGACAGAGAUCAGCUGAUAGCCACAAACACCACAAAAAGUUUGAUAAAUCAUCAACGAGCAAGCAAAAUUUUACUGAUACCACAUGCCAUGAUGAUGAAGAAAUGCUUGUUCUUACUCUAAAAGUGCUGAAGGUUCUUUUUCACUCUGUAUCAUCUGUUGUGCAUUGGGUAUUGGAUCGAACAAAACCAGAACUUUUCAAACAAGAUGACUUGAUAAUCACAUAUGAUUCUAAGGAAGUCACUAAGGAGGAUCCUGUACAGACAUGCAACAUAGUGACUUGCAAUACAGAUUUUGAUGCCAAUAAACUGAAAUCAUUCCAAUCCCUUCUUCUACAGAAUAUGAAUCAUUUACUCACUCUAUUUAUGGAUGAUGCAACCCAGAUCAUUUGCUUUGGGACACUAGAUGUUCUAGUUGCUAUGACAACAACAUGUGAUCAACUCCAUCUGGAACGCUUGUUCUCCUACAUUCAUUAUGGAUCUCUUAUGCAACAUGUUACAAAGAACAACUGUAAUAUCCCGAAAAUGUCACGGAUAACGAUGCUACUAACUAAUUUGCUACCUUGCAAGAACAUCCGUUGCAUGUUGUGCUCGGGAACAGAUGAUUGUAUUCUCCUAAAGAUUUAUCAAUGUGCUUGUGAAGAGGAGCCUGAAGACAACGAACAACGACAAACGUUUAUUUUACAGUUCAUUGAGCUUCUCAACCAUUAUGCAUUCAGCCAAGAGGAUGCAAUGGAGUUUCUUCUGGAUUCUGACUGUCAGUGCAGUUUUGAGAUCAUACGUUGUCUCGUUCUCAUACUAUAUGAUGAAGUUAAUUAUCUUCUAGAUAUGGAUGGGGAACAACUUGCCAAUCAUGAUCGCCUUCGUGUUUUUCGUCUGGGUCUAAGCAUUCUCGUUGUAUUAUGUUCCCAUGCAAGUUACGCUCCUGAUCAUAAACUCCACGUGGAGCAUAAAUUCAAAUGCUUAAUUUACAAUGCAAUGAUGUUAUUCAACAACUCUGAACUUGAGAUACCAGAUCUUGAAGCUGUGGCGCUACAAGAUUUACUCGAUCUAGAGAACAUUGAUGAGAUAGAGUGGAAUUCAGGCGAUGGUUCUGAUAAUGAUGAAGAGUAGCACAAGGGAGCUGAAUACGAUGAUACGUAGAUAUGAAUGAAAAUGGUCUACAUACAACAUUUUCAGCUUAUCUUAUCCACCUUUGUAAGCUUUGAAUCAAGAAAUAUGUUGCGUAUGGACGCUUCAGAUAGCCUUGAAAGAUUUAAAGAACUAUGAUGAGGAAAAAUGUGUGAUAUUCAUUCCAAAAUUGCUGCACAAAACUAACUCUUGGACUCGCCGGGUGAGUGCCUCUGGGUCGUUGGGUUGGGCUUCUACAUGCAUCUUUUCUUUACCAACUUUACUUUGAAGAUCUUUGAUAACAUUUAUUAUUGACUGACACUAGAGUUGUGAUUGAGAAGAUUUAUAAAAGAUAAUAAGAUAAUAUUGAAGAUGUAGAGGAGAGCAAACUAAAAAAGAUUGGGUUGUUUUGCUGUAUUAUAGAAUGCAAACAAAAGUACGCCUUCAAACCUCUAAAUGAGCUUUAGUUAUCGCUUCAAUUAGUCUGUCGUCUUGCACUUCAACACCACUACCUUCUAACAUCACUACAAAACUCCACAAAUUUCAGCUUAUUUUUCUUGAGAAAAUAAUCACUCCAAUCCAACAGCCUUACCAACUCUAUGUUCACUACUGGUAACAACUAAAUCAAGGGAACUUUGCUGCAGCUCUUCUUUGGUUGGGUUAAUGACAAAUUCAUCAUCAAUGUCUGCAAUACGCACGGCACCUUAAAAGAAGAGUAUAAAGGAUCUUUACCCUUACUAAAAAUAAUCAAAGCCAAGAUGAAUACAAACAUAUGAUUGGUAAUGUUUACGAACCAACAGGUCCAUUCCAUGGCACAUCAGAAACACAUAGUGAUGCUGAAACUAGAGAAAUAUCAGGAUUUCAAUUACAUGAUCUUUUAUAUGGUAUGAUAUCUUUUAUUUCCAUGGUUACCAGCAUUGAUCCCAAGAAUAUCAGGAAUGUUCAUUCCAUCUGCAGCAAGCAAGGUGCAGAUGACCUAUGGAAAUGGAUGAAUGCAGUCAGCUUCUGACUGGAUCAAUAACGUACCUGGUAAUGACAUGAUCUACCUGAGUUUCAUUAUGAUAAUCUUUUGAAAACAAUGAUCUUACAGAUCUGUCUACAGAAUAAAGUAAUUUGUAAGAGAUUAAUAAUUGUCAUUUAGUAAAGUGGAUGUCCUGACAUAAAAUCUACCAAUUAAUCUGCCAAUAAGUAUUUCUCUUUCGCUGGGACCCAGGUCUCUCCUUUUGUAGUUGCUUGGAAUAAAACCCAUUGCAGAAGAUUUCUCUUGAUAAUCUACCUGCAAAAGGUGGCAAAGAACAAUAUUGUGGAAGAGUUAAAGUAGUUGGUCAUGAAAUAAAUACCCUUAAGUUCGUGAA